Rotaria sordida is the source of this 1521-nucleotide messenger RNA. The record is from the annotation of a GenBank genome assembly. NCBI's taxonomy places the organism in Eukaryota, Metazoa, Rotifera, Eurotatoria, Philodinida, Philodinidae.
AUGGCAUCAUUAAUGUACAAUAAUUCAUCUGCAUUAUCAUCUUCAAAUGAAUUUGCAAAUGAAAUUAAACGAUAUCUAGCAAAUCUUAAUUAUACUCUUUCAUUUAUUCAAACAUUCAUUGUUUUAUUUGGUAUACUUGGAAAUCUUAUUGCAUUAGUUGUCAUUAAUAGAAGAUCAUUAAGAAAUACAUCAUCGACAACAUUUAUAACAUAUAUGGCAAUAUUUGAUAGUUCUGUUCUACUUUUACAUGGUGCUAAUUUAGCAAGAUCGAGUAAAAAUCCUUUUAUUCAUUGUUCAUUAACUUAUCUUACAGAUUUAGCAACAUUUUGCGCUAAUUGGAUUCUUGUUUUUAUAACAUUAGAACGUUGUGUUGCUGUUCAUUCACCAUUUCUUGCUAAACGUUUUUGUACUGUAAAUUCAGCUCGUUGCUCAAUAUAUAUCUUCUUAUCAAUUUCAAUCAUAAUUUUUUCUGCAAAAUUUCCAUUGAUUUAUGAUGUACGACAAGCUUUUAAAAAUAAAAGAUGUCUUAUACGUUCAAAUUUUGUAUUAAUUCUUCGUAUAUAUCAAGUAGUAUUAUUUUAUAUUAUACCGGAUUUACUUCUUCUAUCAAAUUUACUUACUAUUCAUGCAUUAUGUCGACGAGCACAACGAUUUUCAGUAGCUUGUUUAAAAGAUGAACAAAAAUUAGAUAUUCGUAUAAAUGAUAUGAAUUCAAAUCGUAAACAGCGGCAAUUAACAAUUAUGCUUGUUGCAGUUAGUUUGUCAUUUUAUUUAUUUACAACACCAGCAAUGAUUAUGUUUAUAAGUGAAUAUCAUCCAUUACAACAUAAGAAUAUAAAUAAAAUAAAACAAAAUCUUUUCUUUUCACAACUUUCUGUUAUAAUAUUACAAUUAAAUAAUGCAACCAAUUUUAUAUUUUAUUGUGUUGCUAGUCAACGUUUUCGUCUAGCAACCAUACAAACAUUUUAUGAUUAUUCACACCGAUUAAACAUUUUUUAUCAUCGAUAUAUUUUAUGCGAUAAACAAUAUUAUCCGAUACCUUUGUAUCGACAUCGUUUAAGUAAUUUUGGACAAACAACAAUAGCCCUCCGUAGUACAUGUCCUCCCUAUUUUAAUCAAUAUCAAUAUAGAGCAUCAACAUGUGAACAUCUUACUGGUUGUCAUGGACGUGUUAUACAACGAGGUGAUGAUGAACCACCUUUACCAUCAUCACACAAUCAUGAUCUAGAUAAAAAACGAUUUAAAUCAGAUUUAAAACAUCCUGUUCGUGAAGGACAAUCACCGUUUCAACAAAUCUAUCGUGCUGAAUUGAUCAAGAGGUACACAACUCAUACAGAUGAUUUGUUUGCAUUACCUCAAUAUCAUCAGAUCGAAAAUCCUUUGUAUCGAACAAAAUAUAAAAAUUUUCCACCACUUUCAAGAUCAAUCAAUGAAAUUUCUCUUGAAGGUAAAUGGCGUAUGUCAUUAGACAACAAAGAUUUUAUUGUUAUCGACCAUCAUUAUUCCAAUAAUUUUCUCUAA